Molecule: messenger RNA, 1563 nt
Organism: Epithele typhae
Lineage: Eukaryota; Fungi; Basidiomycota; Agaricomycetes; Polyporales; Epitheliaceae
Product: CyP450 monooxygenase
Exons: 10
Coding region: 1-1563 (520 amino acids)
Molecular function (GO): oxidoreductase activity, acting on paired donors, with incorporation or reduction of molecular oxygen; iron ion binding; heme binding
Source: RefSeq, a predicted model, not a curated record
AUGCCGUGGUUGCUCCGGGUCUUACACACUGUCUUUCCCGCCCAGGCGUGUGCGCUUCUGGCAUGCAUCGUCCUCAUCUCCAUCAUCUACUACAAGGGGCGUCCUCCCCGCUCUCGCCUUCCUCUCCCUCCUGGUCCCAAGCCGUUACCACUGAUUGGCAACAUGCUCGACAUACCCAAGACCAUGUCUUCCGCCGAAUACCACGCUCUCUCUCAGAAAUAUGGCGAUAUCGUAUACCUCAACACCAUGGGAAAUUCAAUGAUACUCCUGGGGUCCAUGGAAGCCGCGAACGAGCUGUUGGAAAAGCGGGCUACGAACUAUUCCAACAAACCAGGGUCAGCCAUGGCGGAUCUUAUGGAGAUGGGGUGGAACUUGGCGCUGAUCAACUACAACGACUACUGGCGCAAGCAGCGCCGUGAGCUCCACCGCUUCAUUGGACAGCCCGCUGCUAUCGCUCAGCACGGACGCUUACUGGAAAAGCAUGCCGCAACCUACCUUGUCUCCCUGCUGAAGGACCCUGGCCGCUACAGCGAAGAUGCGCACCUAACGCUCGGGAAGGUGAUCAUGGAGCUCUCAUAUGGCAUCAAGGUGACGACGCACGACGACGAUUACCUGAAGCUCGUGCAGGAGGGGAACGACAUCUUCAUGAAGGCCUUUGUCCCCGGCAAGUAUCUCGUCGAGACCUUCCCGGUGCUCAAGCACAUCCCCGCGUGGUUUCCGGGCGCGAAAUUCAGGCGCGAGGCGGACGAAUGGCGCGCGACGUACAGAGCCUUCGCUCAGAUGCCGUUACAGCAUCGCGGAGAUGAAGCGGCGGCGGCGUCUGUCGCAGGAGUCACGGUCAGGUCCGCGCAAGACGAACACGGGCGUAUCUCCCCGGACGACGAGGUGCUCGCACAGAACGUCGCGGGCACGGUCUAUCUCGCGGGAGCAGAAACGACGCUGACGACCAUCCGGAUGUUCUUCCUCGCAAUGGCCACGUACCCGGCGGUGCAGAAGCGCGCGCAAGAGGAGCUCGACGCGGUCGUGGGACCCGACCGCCUCCCGACGCUCGCGGACCGCGCGGCGCUGCCAUACGUCGACGCCGUUCUCAAGGAGUGUCUGCGGUGGCACCCGAUCCUGCCCCUCGCGCUUCCGCGCACGUCGGCCGAGGACGACGAGUAUCGGGGGUACCACAUCCCUGCUGGGACGACUGUGCUCGCCCACUCGUGGGCGUUCUCUCGCGACCCGAAGCACUACCCUGACCCAGAGCGGUUCUCCCCGGAGCGGUACUUCUCGGCUGACGGCAAGCCCAACAAGAACGUGAUGGACCCCCGAACGUUCGCUUUCGGAUAUGGGCGUCGGAUAUGUCCCGGCCGCAACCUGGGGGAGGCAGCGGUCUUUGUGACGAUCGCGUCGGUCCUGCACGCGUUCAACGUCGAGCCACCGCUCGAUGAGAGCGGACGGCCUGUGGUACCCAAGCCGAAGUUCGCGACCAACUUCCUCUCGGACCCGGAGCCGUUCGACUGCCGGAUCACGGUGCGUUCCGCAGCAAUGGAGAGGUUGGUCCAGAUAGCAGCGGCGUGA